AUGUUAGAAUUAAAGCCUACGUUUGUAAACGCCCCACUAAUGAGGAGGCUCGCCAAAGACCUACAAUUUUGGUUUUGCACGUAUGCAACUUUACGAUUUUCUAUACUUAAGAUUCGCAGGAUUCCGGCAUUAUUUUUAUCGAGCGAUAAAGACACGUUGGUGCCAAAAGAUCAAAUGAAAAAAUUGUAUGACCUAUUGGACACUAAAGGUGGUAAAACCUGGAGAAGUUUUCCAGAUGGAGAACACGCAGAUACCAUUAAUCAGCACGGGUAUUUUGAAACAAUUGAUGAAUUUCUGAGAUGGUCCGUAGCCAAGGAUGAAGUUAUGGAGGAACAAUUAAUUUAG
Messenger RNA from Acaulospora colombiana, 345 nucleotides. The record is from the annotation of a GenBank genome assembly. NCBI's taxonomy places the organism in Eukaryota, Fungi, Glomeromycota, Glomeromycetes, Diversisporales, Acaulosporaceae.